Paramuricea clavata is the source of this 877-nucleotide messenger RNA. NCBI's taxonomy places the organism in Eukaryota, Metazoa, Cnidaria, Anthozoa, Malacalcyonacea, Plexauridae. The record is from the annotation of a GenBank genome assembly.
AUGUCAAUUGUCUCGGAUCAAUUUCCUUCUGAUUGGAAAGCUGCAAGGGUUAUUCCAUUGUUUAAGAAAGGUCAGCGGUCCAUGUUGGACAACUAUAGACCGAUAUCAAUCCUUCCUGUAGUAAGUAAACUUAUGGAAAGAAUUAUGUAUGAUCAAAUGAAUGAGUAUCUUAACCAGAAUAAUCUUUUCUCAAAACACCAAUUUGGUUUCAGACCUUAUCAUUCCACAACUACUACAUUAUUGGAUUAUACGAACGAAUGGUAUACCAACAUGGACCGUGUGCUGUAUGACUUAGUUGUUUUUCUUGACCUAAAAAAAGCAUUCGAUACAGUCGACCACGAAAUACUGUUAAGUAAGUUUGAAAUGUAUGGUUUCCAAAGGAAAGCAUUAAAUCUUUUACGUUGCUAUUUGACGCACCGAACUCAAAGUUGUCAAUUGGCCGGUAUACUCUCGGUGGAGAAAGAAAUCAUUUGUGGCAUUCCUCAGGGAAGUAUACUCGGCCCUCUCUUAUUUAUUAUGUAUAUAAAUGAUUUGCCAAGCUGCCUAGAACGCACAACUCCAAGAAUGUUUGCUGAUGAUACUAACUUAACGGCAGUAGGCAGAACAAUUAGUGAGGCGGAAGAGAGGGCGAGCGUAGACAUGAGGAAUGUUCAGAAAUGGCUUUGUGCAAAUAAACUAAUUCUAAAUAUAGCGAAAACCGAGUAUGUUUUAAUUGGAACACGACAUAAAAUAAGUAAUAUUGAUACCGAUCAAGGAGUUAAAAUAAAUAAUCAAUUGAUUAAAAAAGUUAAAAAUACCAAAGCUCUUGGAGUUGAAUUAGACGAAAACUUCAGUUGGGAAAAACACAUUAACCAUAUUAGCAGUAAAAUAUCAUCAG